Molecule: messenger RNA, 903 nt
Organism: Leptinotarsa decemlineata (Colorado potato beetle)
Lineage: Eukaryota; Metazoa; Arthropoda; Insecta; Coleoptera; Chrysomelidae
Gene: Pop4
Product: ribonuclease P/MRP subunit POP4
Biological process (GO): rRNA processing; tRNA 5'-leader removal
Cellular component (GO): ribonuclease P complex; ribonuclease MRP complex
Molecular function (GO): ribonuclease P RNA binding
Source: RefSeq, a predicted model, not a curated record
CAUAUUCCGCGUACUUCUACCCUACAUAGUUGCAUGUUCAAAUUUCAAAUUAUAUUAUUUGUUUUGAUUAGGAGUGUUAUAGUUUUUUUGAAUAAUUUGAAAAUCUGUUAUUAUUUAAUUGAGGUUCAUGAUAAUAAAUUCAUAUAUUAUUUAUGACAAUGAGUUCCUCCAGUGGUCUGAAAGAUACUCUGAAAAGCGUUCUACCAGAAGAAAUCUUGCCAUGUCAAAGACGAGAAGAUCAACUGCCUUAUAUAAAAAAUGCUUUGAUGAGAACUUUGCCCGCCACAGAUAGCAAAAACCUCAAGAAUGAUCUCGAAUGGAAAUUCCUACUAGACAGGCAUAGCUUUCAAAAGAAAAAACAGUUGAAGAAGAAAAAAUCUUUUCUCACACGCAAACAGCGAUCUGAAUUAAAUUUGCUAAAAUUGCCUAAAGAUGGUUGGAGUUAUGUCUCACUGCAACCUAUCAGAGACAUGUGGAAGGACUACAUGAGGCAAAAUCUGAGCUUAUUCAAAGUUCCACAGUGUAUAGAUCAAGAAUGGAGCACUUUCAGUUCUGUUUUAGCAAAAUCCGAAUUAGUAGGAGCAGAGUUGACAGUUAUCAAGUCAAAGAUACCUAGUCAAGUAGGAAUGAGUGGAACCGUCAUUCUAGAAACCAAAAUGACCUUUCAGAUUGUUGUUAAUGAUUCAAAGUUAAAAACCCUUGUUAAAGACAAUUCAGUAUUUGAGUUUCAUCUGGACAACAUAAAAUUCACGAUUUAUGGAAAACAUAUCACAACAAGACCCAGUGAAAGAAGCGUGAAGAAAAUUAGGGGACAAAUGGUUCCUGAAUUAUAAGUUAUGUAGUUGUAUAUUGUUAUUUAUAUUUAGAAGACUGUUCAUUAAAUCUAAAAACAUCUAAACUUGA